Messenger RNA from Rotaria socialis, 216 nucleotides. Lineage: Eukaryota; Metazoa; Rotifera; Eurotatoria; Philodinida; Philodinidae. The record is from the annotation of a GenBank genome assembly.
AUGGAUGAAGGGAAUUUUGAUUCGUUCAAAAAAUUAUGUUUGAUAAUGCUCUUGUCAUCACCACAUACAGAUACACAACGCCGAUGGCGUGCUAAGAAAAAAGAUCAACAUCAUCGUACUCAGUUAUCUCUACGUCGUUUAGUAGUUGAACAAAUUAAUGAAUCACAUCAAUAUUCAUCUGGCAUUAACGAAAAUUUUAUGUUUCUUUUGUGUUAA